AGCGCGGCAACCUGCCUGUGUUGUGAGAUCAUUGACAUUCUCAUUCCGAAUGGUAGACAACGUUAGCUUUGCAUCAUUCCUAAAAACCACGUAAAACAUCCCCAAAUUAAACAAUCCGCUCUUUAACAUGACUUACAGAAGUUCGGGAUCUAGCGCCGGACAUGUCAGCGUCUAGCCGUAGGCUAUGUAUGCUGUUGGGGCGAAACCAGCGAAUAGCGUCGAAUUCUUUACUUUACGCUGCAUAAACACAUCCUACCUGUUCGGUACGUUGGACUUGUUUCAGCUUGGCUGUCUACUUUAUACCUUACUGACGCAGCUUGGUGGCUUUCCUAUGAUAUCCUUGAAUUAACCACUAGAGGUCAAAAUGCUUUUGGAGUUUUCGGUUGCUUUUCUUUUCUUUCUCACCUCUGUUUCCUGCCAAGGAUCUGAUGUCUACCCUCAAUUUCUAGGAGAAAACAGGAAAGAACAUCUGAAGCAUGAACCUACGUACUUUGUUAUGGCUUCCAAAAUGGUGCGACCUGGUCAAGUGUACAGAGUUACAGUUAGUGUAUUUCGUACUAUGUUUCCUAUAAAUGUGAGAGCAUCUAUACAGCGUGAUGGAGUUGAACUCGCAACUGCAGUCCAAGAGCUUAAACAAAAUAUUCCAGAAACGCUUUUGCUAAAGGUUCCUACAACUAGUGUUCCCGGUGUUUACAAGCUUCGUGUAGAAGGUAAUAUCAAUGGGGUACUUGGAGGCACAGCCUUUAUCAACGAAACGCUUCUUACCUUCUCACAGAGAUCCAUGACCAUAUUCAUUCAGACAGACAGGCCAAUUUAUAAACAGGGUCAAACAGUUCGUUUCAGAGCAUUUCCCAUCACUACACAUCUGAAAGCUUUCCCCGAUGCCGUCGAUAUUUAUAUGUUAGACCCGAAUCGAACAAUUGUACGUAGAUGGCUUUCCAGGCAGACUAACCAAGGGGCUGUUAGCUUAGAAUAUCCUUUAUCUCAACAGCCAGUUUAUGGAAAAUGGACUUUGCAAGUCAUAGCUCAGGGCCAAAUUGAAGAACAGAAUUUCUUAGUGGAAGAAUAUUAUCAAACUCGUUUUGAGGUGAAUGUUACCAUGCCAUCUUUCUUUACUGACAUAGAGGAAUAUGUGUAUGGAAUUGUUGAAGCAAACUAUACUAGUGGUGUUCCUGUUACUGGAAAUUUGACAUUAGUUGCUUCUAUAGAGCCAUUGAAAAUGAAUUAUCGAGUCGGAAAUAUUCCUCCUACAAUCAAACAGCAUUAUAGGCUGUUUCAUGGAACUAUGAAUUUCAAAUUCCCCAUGAGAGAAUUUGAGAAGCUUAUACCUCAAUUGGAUAAAUCCAUCAUUACAGUAACUGCUUAUGUUGGAGAAAGGUACUUGAAUUUGAUUGAAGAAGGUUUCUCGCAAGCCAUGGUGUUCAGUUCACGCAUUAAGUUGGAAUUUCUUGGAUCCAGUCCUCAGAUUUUCAAACCUGGUAUGCCAUAUAAAGUAUAUGUUGCAGUUUUUUAUCAGGAUGGAUCUGCAUUGCCUCCCGAGCGUUUAAUAAAGAAAAAAAUUGAAGUUACUCCUACUGUGGAAUUUCGUAAUGGUGGAUCUCGACGCUUGAACACUCGAUCCGAAAAGAUGUCUUCUUUAAAUCCUGGUAUAUGGGAAAUAGAUAUUGAUCUGCAGGCAGAGUUUCCUUCUAAAGAAACUUUAAGAGACAUAAAAAUGCUGACUUUAGAGACCUAUUAUCGAGAUGAAGUCACGUCCGAAUCCGCUAGGGCCCAGCUGAGAAUUUAUGCUGCUUAUUCUUCCACAAACAGGUUCUUGCAGGUGACAACAAGUACUCGAACUCCCAAGGUCGGUGAAUAUAUCAUCUUUCAUGUACGAGCUAAUUACUAUGUCGAAUCAUUUUCGUAUGUGCUCGUGUCUAAAGGAAUAAUUUUGCUUGCUGGUCAAGAAACUAUGACAUCCAGCAUCAAAACAUUUGCAAUUUCUCUGUCACCUGAAAUGGCUCCGACAUCAACUGUUGUCAUUUACAAUGUUGCCAGAGAAGGAGAAGUUGUAGUGGAUAGUUUGACCUUUCCUGUCGAUGGAAUCUCCAGAAAUAAUUUUACUGUGGUGCUGAACAACAAAAAAGACAAAACAGGAGAAACGGUGGAAGUUGUAGUCGUAGGAAGACCGGCUUCUUAUGUUGGAUUAUCGGCUUUGGAUAAAACAUUGUUUGAUAUGAAAGGAGGAAAUGAAUUUGGACAUGCUGAAGUUUUGACAAAAAUGAGUCUUUUUGAUGAAGGUAUGAAUGGGACUUUGGCACAUCUUUGGCAGUCAAAAGAAGGCAAUUUGGAAAAUGUUGUUCAUUAUCCAGCUGCUACAUAUGGAAUAGAUGCAUAUACAACUCUGCAGUAUGCUGGUCUGAUCGUUUUUACUGAUGCAAAUAUCACUCGGCGAUUAGAUUUCUGUAAUCAGAGUUUAGGCUAUUUAAGUUGCCUGGAGGAAAAGUGCUACAGAUUUGACCAACACUGCGACGGAUAUAAAGAUUGUAAUGAUGGUUCAGAUGAAACUGGAUGCCCUGCUAAAGAUGAUAUCAGACUGAAAGAGUUCAAAAUGAAUCGUAUCAAGCGUAUUCAACGAUUGUAUGACAAUGCUUGGCUUUGGCAUGAUAUCAAUAUUGGGCCUCUGGGUUAUUAUAUUUUUAAUGUACCUGUUCCCGAAAUUCCUACACGAUGGAUGGUUAGUUCUUUUGGUAUGAAUAAUGUAGAUGGUUUUGGAAUCCAAGACAAAACAAUUGAAUUUUCUAGCGUAAAGCCUUUUUAUAUGAACGUGGAAAUGCCAACAAAAAGCAUGCAAGGAGAACAAAUUGGCAUUCGGAUAAGUGUUUUCAACUAUAUGCUGUAUGAAAUAGAGGCUCUCGUCGUAGUAGCUGAUUCUCCUGAUUACAAAUUUGUCCACGUUGAAUCAUUUGGGAAAGUUGAAUCUUAUAAACCAAGAACCUCUUUUGGAGAGCAUCAACAUUUAGUUUUCAUAAAGCCUGGCAAAGCUGUUGUUGUGUAUAUGCCUAUUGUUCCUACUCGUCUUGGUGACAUUGAUGUAACUAUAAUGACAAAAUCUCAAGUAGCUAAAGAUGUUGUGACUAGGCGAGUUCAUGUCGAGGCUGAUGGCAUACCUCAGUACAGGCAUACUACCGUGCAGCUGGACUUGAGUCAAGGAGCUUAUCUUAUUAAAUACUUGGAUACAAAUAUUACAGAAACACCGAUAGUUCCUUAUCGGCUAGACAGAUUAUACAUGUUUGGAUCAAAUCAAGCUCAGAUUUCUGUUGUUGGUGAUGUGACGGGUCCUGCAUUUGCAACUAUGCCAGUAAAUGCCAGCACUUUAUUGCGGAAACCAUCCUGGUGUGGUGAACAAAAUAUGUUUAAUUUUGCAGCUAAUUUAUAUACUUUAUUAUAUUUGAGAUUAACAGGGCAGAGACAACCUGAUAUAGAGAAGCAAGCAUUUAAGCAUUUAAACAUAGGGUACCAGAGACAAUUAAGUUAUCAACAAAAGGAUGGAUCAUUUACCCCUUUUCGCUGGAAUUCGAAACCAAGCGUGUGGUUAACAGCAUUUUGUGCAAGGAUUUUCCACAAAGCAACUUUUCAAGAAUGGGAAAACUUUCUGUAUAUUGAUCCUGAUAUUAUAUCGAAAGCUGUUAACUGGUUACUUGAUCAUCAAUUACCCAAUGGGGCUUUUUAUGAAACAACAUUUGAGCCAUUAGAUCGGAAAAUGUCCCCUACA
Stegodyphus dumicola is the source of this 3754-nucleotide messenger RNA. RefSeq names its product macroglobulin complement-related (gene Mcr). Lineage: Eukaryota; Metazoa; Arthropoda; Arachnida; Araneae; Eresidae. Gene Ontology annotation, molecular function: protein binding; endopeptidase inhibitor activity. Gene Ontology annotation, cellular component: extracellular region. The record is from RefSeq and is a predicted model, not a curated record.